Achroia grisella is the source of this 2257-nucleotide messenger RNA. RefSeq lists its product as uncharacterized. NCBI's taxonomy places the organism in Eukaryota, Metazoa, Arthropoda, Insecta, Lepidoptera, Pyralidae. Bases 110 to 2257 code for a protein of 715 amino acids. The record is from RefSeq and is a predicted model, not a curated record. The transcript has 3 exons.
GCUUUCCUACUCCGACAUCAGAAGUGGGAUAGCUCCAGCGAUCCCCUUUCUGCCCCGGUCAUAACAUUUUUUCAGAUCCUGACGUUAAACCAAACCCUACGGCUACGUUAUGAGUGACACCGAGCGAAAUACUUCUGCAGCGAGUGCAACGAUACAAGCGGACGUGACCGGUGUUUCCAGGUCGCCACCUUCAGCACCGAUAGAAACCUGUGCAGGCCCGUCUCAACAAGGCGCACCUACAGCUACGGUACUCCAACAGCAGCCCGGUGAUGUACCACCUAAUUUUUUCUUACAAAUGAUGAAUGUUAUGCAAAAUAUGAGUGAUAGGCUACUAAAUCAACAGCAAUCUGACAGAGUUAAAAUUACUGACGUUUUCCUACCUUCCUAUGAUCCCGAUGGAAACGUUGGGGUCCGUGAAUGGUGUAACCACAUUUCAACGGCUAAAAACACCUAUCAGCUAACUGAUUACGAUUUACGAAUGAAAGUGACAAGCUUAUUGAGGGGUCGUGCUAAAGUAUGGGCUGAUAACUGGCUUGUGACCACCAGUACCUGGGACGAGCUGCGGCAAAUAAUUAUUACUACUUUUGAACCUGAAUCUCGCUAUUCGAGAGACGUACUUAAAUUCAGAGAGCAUACCUAUGAUUCUUCUAAAGAUAUUGCCGAAUUCUUAACUCAAUCGUGGAUUUUAUGGAGACGCGUAACUAAGGAUAAGUUAGAUAACAGUGAUGCUGUUGAAGCUGUUCUUGGUACUAUCGGUGACGAACGUCUUAGAAUAGAGUUAAUGAACGCAAGAGCUACCUCAGUGCCAGAAUUAAUUUCGGUUGCUUCAUCUAUCCGUAGUAAACGUUCAAGUCAACUUAGGGUCGAUCAACCUCUCCAAAAACGUGCGCGAUAUACAAUUGACCAUAGGCAUACUGCGCAAUAUUGUAAUUUUUGUAAAAGAACUGGUCACACGUUGAAUAAUUGUCGUAAUAAGAAAUCUGCUGACUUAAAUUUAAUCAAUGACAAAAACGCAGCCAAUCCUCAAAGUGGUAGACCUCACAAUAUUAAACACUGCUCGUUUUGCGGUAAACCAGGUCACGUGUUUGAUACUUGCUUUCGGAGAGAAAAGGAGAUUUCUUCUAAUGUAAACUCACUCGCAAAUAAAGGAAAUACUUUAAAUGUAAUGCGUAUGAGUGUCUGUGGAAAACUUAUUAACACGGUAUUUGAUAGCGGUGCGGAAUGCUCGGUCAUGCGAGAAUCCGUUGCGAAUAAGUUACCCGGGCGUAGAUGUCAAAUAGUCACAUACCUACGAGGCAUAGGUCCAUUUCCCAUUAUUUCCACGUCCACGCUGAAAGCAGUGUGCAUAAUCGACGACGUUAACGUAGAGAUAUUGUUUUAUAUUCUACCUGACCACGACAUGACAACAGAUGUUUUAAUUGGAGCAGACAUACUACAUAGUUCUGGUCUUAGUGUAAUCGUAACUAGAGAAAGAGCAAGACUUUGUUAUAAUCCUUGUAUUCAAUACAUACAGUCAAAGAGCCCCUUAUUUGAGAAAAUUGACCACGACUUGACUGACGAACAUCAAAUCAACCAACUCCUUACUUUAUUGUACAAAUAUUCUGAACUUUUCACACGUGGGUAUUCAAAAACGCGCGUUAAAACCGGCGAAUUAGAAAUCCGUUUGAAAAAUAAAGAUAAAUAUGUUGAGCGAAGGCCUUACAGACUCAGUCCAGUCGAACGCACAAAGGUCAAAGACAUUGUGGAGGAACUCAUCAAAGCCAAUAUAGUGCGUGAGAGCAGAUCACCUUAUUCCAGCCCAAUAAUUCUAGUAAGAAAGAAAAAAAUGGAGACGACCCAUCUCCAAAUGUCUGACUUGGCUGUAAAAGACAAGCAAAGAUUCGAUAGAGGUCGCGCACAAAUUCACAAAUUCCAGCGCGUCGACUUUGUACUAAUAAAAAAUAAUCCUAGAAACCAAACAUCCCUUGACCUCAAAUUUAGUGUCCCUUAUGAAAUAUACAGAGUUUUAGAAAAUGAUCGCUACCUCGUGAAAAAGGUAGUAGGUCAUUACGGUCGACCACGCAAGGUCGCUCACGAUCAGCUGAGGCGAGCGCCGCAGCCAGCAGCCGGCGCCCAGGCGGCCGUGUCACCUGUAACAUGGAGCAAUGCAGAGCACGCAUUGCACAUCAGAAUGGCCGUGUCGCCGCAGCUACAUUAUAACCCACAAAUUAAAAAUAAGGAGAUGAAUGACGCAUCUGCUGUUGAUUUACCAUAUUGA